This is a messenger RNA of Colossoma macropomum (tambaqui), 1152 nucleotides long. RefSeq lists its product as uncharacterized. Lineage: Eukaryota; Metazoa; Chordata; Actinopteri; Characiformes; Serrasalmidae. The record is from RefSeq and is a predicted model, not a curated record. The transcript has 5 exons. Bases 39 to 1073 code for a protein of 344 amino acids.
CUCUAACUCUGAACUGAUAGUUAAAAAUAAGUUCAUUUAUGUAUUGCUUGUUUAAGUACCGUGAUGUGAUUGAUGUGAUUAGAUGUUAUAGCAUGUACAGUGAAGUGUUUACAUGUUAUAGUGUGUACAGUGAUGUGAUUAGGUGUUAUAGUGUGUACAGUGAUGUGAUUAGGUGUUUGAUUAGGUGUUAUUGUGGGUACACUGAUGUGAAUAGGUGUUUGAUUAGGUGUUAUAGUGUGUACACUGAUGUGAAUAGGUGUUUGAUUAGGUGUUAUAGUGUGUACACUGAUGUUAUUAGGUGUUUGAUUAGGUGUUAUUGUGGGUACACUAAUGUGAAUAGGUGUUUGAUUAGGUGUUAUAGUGUGUACACUGAUGUUAUUAGGUGUUUGAUUAGGUGUUAUUGUGGGUACACUGAUGUGAUUAGGUGUUAUGGUGUGUACACUGAUGUUAUUAGGUGUUUGAUUAGGUGUUAUAGUGUGUACAGUGAUGUGAUUAGGUGUUUGAUUAGGUGUUAUAGUGUGUACAGUGAUGUGAUUAGGUGUUUGAUUAGGUGUUAUUGUGUGUACAGUGAUGUGAUUAGGUGUUAUAGUGUGUACACUGAUGUGAUUAGGUGUUAUUGUGGGUACACUGAUGUGAUUAGGUGUUAUAGGGGGUACACUGAUGUGAUUAGGUGUUUGAUUAGGUGUUAUAGUGUGUACAGUGAUGUGAUUAGGUGUUUGAUUAGGUGUUAUUGUGGGUACACUGAUGUGAAUAGGUGUUUGAUUAGGUGUUAUAGUGUGUACACUGAUGUGAAUAGGUGUUUGAUUAGGUGUUAUAGUGUGUACAGUGAUGUGAUUAGGUGUUUGAUUAGGUGUUAUUGUGGGUACACUGAUGUGAAUAGGUGUUUGAUUAGGUGUUAUAGUGUGUACAGUGAUGUGAUUAGGUGUUUGAUUAGGUGUUAUUGUGGGUACACUGAUGUGAAUAGGUGUUUGAUUAGGUGUUAUAGUGUGUACACUGAUGUGAAUAGGUGUUUGAUUAGGUGUUAUAGUGUGUACACUGAUGUUAUUAGGUGUUCAGGUGUUACAGUGAUGUGAUUAGGUGUUAUAGUGUGUACAGUGAUGUGAUUAGGUGUUUGAUUAGGUGUUAUUGUGGGUACACUGAUGUGAAUAGGUG